GACCUAGAGUGAAGGCCGGAGCCACCGUCCUCCCCCGAAAGGGUCCCCCGGCAACCGCUGCCGAAGACAUUUUGGUUCCACAGCCUAACCUCACAGUGUUCCUUACGCAGGCAGGGAAGUAGUUCUCCCUUAACCCCUCCGCGGGCUGCCGCCCCUCGUAGAAAGGAAACACGUGUCUCUCAACAGCGUGAGGAUGAGGCAGAGAGAUCUUACUUAGGGGCCUCUCCUGAACACCCCCUUGGGACGCCCUGGGGAGGGAGGAAAGGGAAGCCGCGCCAUACCCCGCCUGCCCUCUGAGGAGCCGGGGGAGAAGCUUCGGAGUUUUCUUCCCGUGGGAAGCGCUCGCCAUGCUGAGAGCCCUGCAGCGGCGCUGGGAGUCCUACAAGUACCGCUUUGUGCCUUGGAUCGCGUUCAAUCUCCGCCACAAGCGCAGAACUCUGCGGUUUGUACCAGAAGAAUCUAAAGACAAAACCAUUUCUGAUGAAGAUGUCCUCCAAACCCUCUUGAGAAUGUUUAAAGCUUUAUUUGUAAAUGACUUGACUAGGCAAAUGCCUCUUCUAAGCUUUCUUCCAGAAAUUCAGUCUAAAUAUCUGGAUGUACAAAUUGCUCAGCCUGAAACAUCUGAAGCAAUUGGUGGUAAUCAGCAGAGCCAAAUGAGCUUUCAUGCAGAAGAUGUUCUAUUUAACACAUUAGGAUUCAGCAUUACUCGAAGGCACAGUUCACUCGUUUCUGCUGGAACAGGCGUUUUCGUGACCAGAGGAUGUGUUCCCAAAAGGACAGUUGUAGCUAUGUACCCUGGCACAGUGUAUGAAAACUACGAGCCCAUUUUUUUCCAGUCUCUUGGCAACCCAUUUAUAUUUAGAUGCAUAGAUGGGGUACUUAUUGAUGGUAAUGACAAAGGCAUAUCAAAAGCUGUGUACCGGUCAUGCAGCAAGAGAGAUCAACUUGGUCCUUUAAAAAUGAAUGAUGUCUCCUGGCUUGGAGAUGCUGUUUGGAAUCCACUGGCAGUGGGACAAUACGUCAACAACUGCUCAGCAGACAAGGCAGCCAAUGUAUGCUACCAAGAGUUUGAUAUACCUGAAUGUUUUCCUAUACAAUUUAAACAGUACCUUCCCAAUGUAAGCUACAGCUAUGAAGUGCAGAGGCGAUUGAGAGUUGUAGUUUUGGUUGCUCUCAGAGACAUUGCACCAGGAGAAGAACUUUUUUCCAACUACUACACAAUUAUCAGCUGAGGCAGAAGAACAAGCAGCUGAGAACAGCUUCGGACCCCAAAUGUGCUUGCAUUGAAUAAAUGUUGGAAUGUUAAUGCUUCUCUGGGUACUGGAAGCCAACAAUGUGUUCUAGAGGUGGGCAGCCCAUUCCUCAGGUUAGCACGUCUCUAUGAACACUGUCUUAAAGUUAUGCUUUUUGAUGCUACAUGGAUGCAAUCAGCACUGUUCCUCAUCCUAUACAGCUGCUUGAUGCCACGGAAUACACAGUUGGCUGUUCUUCCAACUUUGACAGUACAGAAAAGCCAUUUCAUUAAACUUGGAAUGAUGCUUUAAAAGGCUGAUUGGUUUAACCCCUAAUGCAACAUAAAUUAUGGAGAUUUUAUUUUUCUUGUUGUUAAUGUCACGUUUCACUCGUUGACACAUUUUGGUGAUUGAGAAAAAAUGCAUUGAUUUGCAUUUGCCCAUUAGGAAUUUCUGCACAAGGAUCCAUCACCACUUGUCCAUUUCUUCGCUUUCUGCUAUGAAUUUUUCCAGUAAACUGUGUCAUGUGGUUCAGAUAUGAGUUGUGUUUUUUUAAAAAAAGACAUGCAAACUUUUAAACAAACAAAUGUACACACCCCUGUUUUUCAGAGACUUUAUUGUGCCCUUGAAUUCACAGAGUGUAGUACAAUUCAUGUGAGCCAACCCCUUUUUAAUGCACAUGUCCAUUAUUUGCAAUCAUGUCAAAUAAAUCUGUUCUGUAUA
This is a messenger RNA of Eublepharis macularius, 1955 nucleotides long. RefSeq names its product SET domain containing 9 (gene SETD9). NCBI's taxonomy places the organism in Eukaryota, Metazoa, Chordata, Lepidosauria, Squamata, Eublepharidae. Gene Ontology annotation, molecular function: protein binding. The transcript is spliced from 6 exons. The record is from RefSeq and is a predicted model, not a curated record. Bases 348 to 1232 code for a protein of 294 amino acids.